This is a messenger RNA of Ipomoea triloba (trilobed morning glory), 384 nucleotides long. Its product is annotated as glycine-rich RNA-binding protein-like. The coding region runs from base 1 to 384 and encodes 127 amino acids. Gene Ontology annotation, molecular function: RNA binding. The transcript has a single exon. Lineage: Eukaryota; Viridiplantae; Streptophyta; Magnoliopsida; Solanales; Convolvulaceae. The record is from RefSeq and is a predicted model, not a curated record.
AUGCCACAUAAGCUUUCUUUUAGUGGUUUGGCCUGGGCCACCAUCGAAAGCUCUCUCCAUGAUGCGUUAUCUUCCUUCGGCAAGGUCCUCGAAUCAAAGACCGGGAAAUCCAGAGGUUUUGGUUUCGUUACCUUCAAGGACGAGCAACCAAUGAGUGAUGCUAUCGAGGGGAUGAACGGCCAGUCCCUUGAUGGGCAUAACAUAACAGUUAACGAGGCUCAGUCUUGCGGAAGCGGCGGCCGCGGUGGCUGUUUCCAUGGUGGACGUUGUGAGGGUGGCGGCAAUGGGGGCUAUAGCCGCAGGGAUGGUGGUUAUGGCAGCGAUGGCUACAGCAGAGAUAAGCGGUACUCUAGGGCAGGCGAUGGUGGAAUCUGGAGGAGCUAA